CCGCCAAGAUGCCUGUCCCCUUUCUGGGGCGCCUUAACCCAUGGUUUAUUUGGGAGAAAUAGCACCGAAUAUGCCGCCCUUGUUGGAUCCUUUUUGCUUGUAGGGCUCGAGGCCUUUAUUCGAAUAUUUACGCUUGCUUUGCCGCCGUCGUUAUUACAGCUAUGUUACGGGAUCUCGAGACGUCUGUUUAAUAGGUGGACUAGUCCAGCGCAGAAGCGGGCAGAGCAGAGGAGAAAAUCGGUCUCGGCCUCGAUUCGCGAUGCCUCCGAUUUCGUCGAUUUAUGUGCCAUGUUUGGCUACACCGCCGAGGAACACGUGGUACGAACCGAGGAUGGGUAUUUGCUGGGAAUACACAGACUUGCAUGGCGGAAGGGGGAGGAGGAACGGAGGGUGAAUCGCGGGCCGACCAGCGUCAGGAAGAAGGUGGUUUACCUGCACCAUGGGCUGCUAAUGAACAGCGAGGUGUGGGUUUGCUUGACGGAUGAGCAGCGCGCUUUGCCCUUUGCGUUGGUGGAGAAGGGUUUUGACGUUUGGUACUCGAAAAAGUCGAUCCGAUAUUCCCCCACGACGACUGAGUUUUGGAACUUUUCCAUUGACCAAUUUGCCCUCCACGAUAUUCCUAAUAGCAUCAGCUACAUUCUCGAGAUCACCGGCCAGCCGUCCCUCUCCUACAUCGGCUUCUCCCAAGGCACCGCGCAGGCUUUUGCCAGCUUGUCCAUCCACCCCAAGCUCAACGAGCAGGUCAAUGUCUUUAUCGCUCUGGCGCCAGCCAUGUCGCCAGCGGGCUUGUCUAACGGCAUAGUUGACGCUCUGGUCAAGGCCUCGCCACAGGUGCUGUUCCUCCUUUUCGGCCGGCGGUCCAUACUCAGCUCGGCCACCAUGUGGCAGUCAAUCCUCUAUCCACCACUGUUCACCAAGCUCAUCGAUCUAGGUCUCUCCUUUCUCUUCAACUGGCAAACCAAAAACAUCAGCACUUCGCAGAAACUGGCCGCUUACCCUCAUCUCUACUCGUUCACCUCAACAAAAUCAGUGGUACACUGGUUCCAGAUCAUACGAACCAAGUCCUUCCAGAUGUAUGAUGACGAUGUCCACCGGCCCCUGAUCUCAGCCACCAGCAACAAGUACACCAAAGUCGCUAGGUACCCGACGAGGAACAUCAAGACGCCGAUCGUGCUCGUAUACGGAGGUAGUGACUCGUUGGUCGAUAUCAAGGCCAUGCUGAAGGAGCUUCCUAGUCAAACGCUAGCCAACGAGAUCCCACACUAUGAGCACCUGGACUUUUUGUGGGCGAGGGACGUGGACAAGUUGGUUUUCCAGCAUGUCUUUGAUGCGCUGGAGAGUUUCACUGGGGCGGAGCAUACGAGGGAGGAGUAUGAGCGGUAUAGAACUGUCAGAAAACAGCACACAGACUUGGUCAAGAUGGAGAGUGGGCUAAGAAGGGGAAGCCACCUGGCUAGGGGAAGUGAUGUGGCUGAUAGUGAUGUCAGCACAGCGGUUGGGGAAGAAACAGUGAGGGUCGUGGAGUUGAAUGGGAGUUCAAAUGAGGACGCGGCCGGGACUGGGGAGGAGAUGGAGGAGGCGCAAAGUGAAUGGGGGGUGUCACCUACAAAGAGGCUAGAAAGCCCGUUGAAGUUUGAGUCGAAGGGCCUGCCACAGUUUCAGGACCGUGAGAGGCCAUGGUCGAGGGAGAGCCACAUCCCUUCGCCGACAACACAGCAGCAGCUACAGCUCCAACCCACCGUCUUGCCACCUAGGACAAGUAGGAUUGCCAGGCCGAGGGCUAGCAAGGGGAACCUAGCUGCCGAGAUAGCUGCUUCCGGUGGCGAGGACUACCCAAACUCCCCGCACACGCCCGUGUCCAAAGCGGAGAUGACGGACGGGUUCGCAGACAGUCCAGCUGGCGACACUGGCCCUCACGCCGCCACGACGGGGAUGACGGGGAUGAUGAACAUGAUGACUACUCCAAAGAGGAGGGGGACGGGAGGGAGUCAUAUGAGUUUUGACUCUAUGAGGGGAGGGAGGGGAAUUAGUCUGGGUGCCAGUAAGUUCUCCGACGCUGUUGCUGUUCUUGAUGGGGAAGGAGGGGCAGAAGAACACUGA
Podospora anserina S mat+ is the source of this 2100-nucleotide messenger RNA. RefSeq lists its product as uncharacterized. NCBI's taxonomy places the organism in Eukaryota, Fungi, Ascomycota, Sordariomycetes, Sordariales, Podosporaceae. The annotation marks the transcript as partial. Gene Ontology annotation, biological process: lipid metabolic process. The transcript has 5 exons. The record is from RefSeq and is a predicted model, not a curated record.